Molecule: messenger RNA, 4679 nt
Organism: Leptidea sinapis
Lineage: Eukaryota; Metazoa; Arthropoda; Insecta; Lepidoptera; Pieridae
Product: neuroligin-4, Y-linked-like
Exons: 12
Coding region: 271-4578 (1435 amino acids)
Biological process (GO): modulation of chemical synaptic transmission; synaptic vesicle endocytosis; postsynaptic membrane assembly
Cellular component (GO): synapse; postsynaptic membrane; cell surface
Molecular function (GO): signaling receptor activity; neurexin family protein binding
Source: RefSeq, a predicted model, not a curated record
UUGAUCCAGUAACGUGCGGGCGCGGCGUCGUGUCGUUGGUUUUGAUUUAAAUCAACUCCUAAUUUUAGGACAAUUAUAAUACCACUAAAUAUUUACGUGUUGAAUAACAGUGAGGUGAUUUUGAGUCCGUUGAUAAAAGUAAUACAAAGCUGUUAAGUGAAGUGCAGUUAAGUGACAAAAAUGUGUCAUUGUGGAUUUUUGAAGUUUUAGAAAUAAAGGAAAGUAAAUAUGAACUCUUUGCAAAAAGAAUAAUGAUACGAGUAACAUAAAAUGGCUGGUCGGAAUAGAUCGCCGUUUGAUCGUAAUUUGUUUAUUUGUAUUGCCUUCUCGCUUUUGCUGCCGAUGGCAGAUGAAGCGAGGGUUUACGAUGAUGCCCGAAGGUUUCCGAGCGAUGAAAAGCGGUUGACCCGGGAGGUGUAUUUGCGACAGGGUGUUCUGAGAGGGCUGAUAGUGAAACCUGGACGGCAGUACGAUCUGCAACCAGUGCAGAUGUUUUUGGGUGUACCGUAUGCAGCACCACCGGUUGGGAGCCUGAGGUUUAUGCCACCAGUGAGUGCUCCGCCGUGGUACGGAGUCAAAAUGGCGACCCGUUUCGCGCCAGUGUGUCCCCAGUCACUCCCGCAGAUCAAGAAAGGAAACCCACCAUCGCUCGGCCGUCAGCACUACAUUAACAGACUCAAGCCAUUCCUGAAGGACGAAUCAGAAGACUGCCUAUACUUAAACGUCUAUCUGCCUUACAGGGAGCAAAAAUCAAAGAAGUUUCCUGUGCUGGUGUUUGUGCACGGCGACUCGUUUGAAUGGAGUUCUGGGAAUCCAUACGACGGCAGGAUACUGUCUUCCUACGGAAACGUGAUGGUGGUCACCAUUAACUACCGGCUCGGUAUUCUAGGUUUUAUGAAACCCAGCCUUACCGAGCAUGUGUACGGGAAUAAUGGCUUGCUGGAUCAGUUAGCUGCCCUGCAGUGGAUAAAAGACAAUAUUGAAGAUCUAAAUGGAGACCCCACCUCUGUGACACUGAUGGGUCAUGGUACAGGGGCUGCAUGUAUAAAUUUUCUGAUGCUGUCACCUAUAUCUAAUGGUUUAUUCCACCGUGCAAUACUUAUGUCUGGGUCUGCGCUAUCUGACACCGCAAUGACUAAGGACCCGGAGCAAUAUACUCUUCAGGUUGCCCAGAGCCUCGGAUGUAAUCCAAGUUCCAAGAAUAUGAUGAGCUGCUUACAGAAUAAAACAUUAUCAGAAAUAAAGAAAGUUCAGAUACUGUCCCGGAAGUUCGAGACUCCGCUUGGGCCGAUCGUAGCUGGUUCAUUUAUACCCAGUGAGCCGGGGAAGACAAUGGAAUCAUUUCCCAAUCUGUUGAGCAGAUACCAACUCCUUAGCGGAGUCACUGAACUGGAGAGCUACCAUGAGUUUGGAGUCAUAGAACUUGAUCAUGGGAUAUUGGAGACACAGAGGGAUGAGUUCAUUAGGAAGUAUGCAAAAAUAGUAUACGAUGGUGCUGAGGAUUUGGCGUUAAAGGAAAUCCUUAAGCAAUAUUCACCAUCAAAGUUAGACCCGCAACGUUGGCCCGUGGAAACCAACAGAGAUGUUAUAUUGAAUAUGUUCAGCGACGCCAGAACCCUGGCUCCUAUGAUACGACUCGCUAACUACCAGUCGAAAGCGAACAGGCAGUCAUAUUUCUAUGUGUUUGGACAUAACUCUGUUAGCACAGAAUAUGCGCCGCUGAACAAGAGUGUACAUGGUGAGGAGAUGCCGUAUGUUCUUGGAAUUCCGCUAGGGGGCGCUCACACACACUUUCACGCAGAGUACACCGAGAGAGAAAAACUUUUAAGCGAAGUUGUGAUGAGGCUUUGGACAAAUUUUGUGAAAAAUGGAUCCCCAAACACACAGAGCGUGAACGAAUAUCAGACAUUAGAUAAGAAGGUGUGGAACCAAUACAAUGUGGAAUGGCCCGAAUAUAAUUCGGUUCAUCAACCCUACCUAAGAAUUGAUAUACCACCGUCAAUCAAAAGCUUGUAUAGAUCGAAUCACACGAGUUUUUGGAUCAACUCGUUGCCGAAAAAGUUGCAACAUUUUGUUGUGGAUCCGCUUUAUGAAUUCCCAGUUCCGUCCACGACAAGACCUAAAACGACGCACAGGGCUAUUGAUACAGUCAGAAAAAUUUGGUCACCGCCGGUAAUAAACCAACCUCAUUAUUCUGAAACAGCGUUUGGCAAGCUUCGACCCUAUUCACCCCCACAACAUAAAAGUGACACUGACGCGAUAUAUAGAGAAAUACAGUCUAUAAAAACACCAUCUCGUCCAAUCCCGCCCAGCUUAAUGGAAAAAACCGCUCUCACGACCGCAAAACCUACGAUAAAUAUGGCCAUUAAAACGUCCAGCAUGACUGUAACUCUCAUUAUAUCGCUCUCAAUUUUAUUUUUAGCUGUGAACAUAAGUAUAUGCUCAGUACUGUAUUUAAGAAAGAAGAAACUGCAAAGAGAUCGAUCGCUUCAAUGUACUCGUCCCUCCCGUGCUGAAAUGGGCGAGGUAGAUGUAAUAGGGCAGAAAAGUUCUAAGGAUGACAAAAGCACAUUACAAAAACUCAAAAACGGCUGCAGUGUUAUUAGAGCUAUGAGUAAUAAAAUGCCAAAGAAUAGUAAAAAAGUGAAAACAAAAGAAGUUUGUAAGACACCUAAGUCUGAUGAUUCCGGAGGCUUUAGAGAGCGAUUCCAGUUAAGAAGACAUUUGUCGACUAGUACCCUAGAUGCUCAUACAAAAGUAAAAGAUUGGAUCGCUAACGAAGUGAUGCAUAGAUGUUCACCCAAUAUUUUAAGAAAAUCAUAUUCUGAAACACAACAGAAAUCCGUUAAACAAUAUACAAGAUCAGAAGAAUUGUUAACUGAAAGUCAAAAGUUAAAUAAAACCUCGGAGAAGCUCGAUAAACAGCCCCUUAAUUCACUUUCAAACAAAUUUUCCUUAAAAAAUAAUACAUCUGAGAAAACCACAUCAACGUCGGCUCUUGAUUCACAAUCAUCAAUAAUUAGCAACAACAAAACAGAAAAAUCAAACGAUUCAUUGAAAAGUAAAGAAAGUGUAAAGUCAAAAAAAGUAUCAGUAGCAGUUGACGCUACGCCGUCAGCUCGUACAAAUUCAAUAUUCUCUCAAGAACCAAUAGAGCAUUCGAAAUCGGUAGAUGAUGUAGGAAUAAAUCCAGAUUAUAUUGAUGGAAAGAUAAAAGAUAUUGUUAAAAAUAACAAAGAAAUACCUGUCAGCGUGCAUAUUUGCAAAUCUCAAAGUGAUAACGUAUUCAAAAAUGAAUUGACACUUAGUUUAAAACCAGAAACUACUACACUAAAAAUUUCCCAUAAACAUUCCACUUCCGACCCUGUCACUAACGUGAAUUAUGAACAAGUAAAGCAAAAAAUUCAAAACAAUUCCGAGACAAUCAAUAUUCUACCACCAGUAACAUUCAGGAACGAUGUAAACGUGACAUCAUGUGAAGGUAGAAUGCAAUGCCAGCCUUUAUCUGCAGAAGAAGCAUUAAUGACAAUUAAGCGGAGGAACUUUCCAAAAGUACUUCCUGACUUGCCAAAGUGUCAGAAGAGACUUUCACUACAGCCAACGACUUUACAAACUUUCCGUAGUUAUUACGAAAGCUCUGAAAGUCAGACUGAGAAGCCCAAAGUUCCACCUCAACCUCCACCACGAACUACAACUUUAGAGCGUCGCCUCGCUUAUAGGAAUAGAAAAUUGCUAUCCUCAUUCGAAACUCCAAAUAAUAAGAACGUGUCGCAAAGUGACGCAUGUAGGAAUAAUAAUUACGAAAAUAUAGACGAAAUAUCUCCUUAUUAUGAUAUCAACAAAUUUAUAUCAAGAUCACUAGAAACAAAUAAAAUUCAAUGUAAUCAAACAAAUAUCCCGUCUCCAUUAAGAGAAUAUCCAAAAGUAAUAAUUGCAUCCAGCGAUACACCAUUCAUACCAGAAACAAAAAUAAUACUGAAACCUUCACCAAGCCACGGAGAUAUUCCCUUGAACACGCCUAGGGUAAGAUUACCCGAUGAUUUUCACUCUGCAUCAGUGUCGUCAUUUUCAUCAUAUUCUUCUGAUGAGGAUGACGAAGAAAUUAGUAAAUAUUUUGAUGAUGAAGAAGAUAAAUUAAUUCAGGAACUUGUAGGUGGUGUAGAGUCUCCAACUGGUAUGGAUGUUUUGGAUUCAAAAGGGCCUGAUACAAUAUUAAAAAAUAUUGAGAUAAUACCUGUUCAGCUUAACACUGUCCCACAACAGCAAUGUAAUGAUAAUUUCAUUUGUAUUACUGAUCUAUAUUUACCAGAAGUGAGUGGUUUUGAGGAAACAGCUCGAAUAAAACCAAAUUUCGGUUUGAACAAACUGAAGAACAGGAGUGAAAGUAUAAACCGACCACCCGAAAGGGCAAUGAAAGUGAAACACAAACCAACUAUAAAACCAACAAAUAUCUUGGGUAGAGUAAAGAGUAGUAGUGGUAGUAGUACGAUAAAAAGUAAUCCUAGCAAAUUAGAACAUUCUACUUCUGGAUCGUCUAAUGAUACUGAGACAAGUACAGGGACUGUUAAAAAAAUUUAAAAACAAAUAAAGCGAAAAAUUAUAUAAAAUAUUUAAUAAAAAUAAGCGACUAAGGUACUAAAGUUAACUUGCAUUUAUAAUUAAAAUAGUUUUAUACAAAA